This is a messenger RNA of Sus scrofa (pig), 1909 nucleotides long. RefSeq names its product leucine rich repeat containing 25 (gene LRRC25). Lineage: Eukaryota; Metazoa; Chordata; Mammalia; Artiodactyla; Suidae. The record is from RefSeq and is a predicted model, not a curated record. Gene Ontology annotation, molecular function: protein binding.
AUUUUUCUUCUCUGCACUCCACCCGGGCACCAGUUCCUCUUCCCCCUGAGUUGCUGGUUGCAGAGCUUGAGGAACGCCAGAGACCCUAGCGGAUCCAGAUCCCCGAAGGGUCCGUCGCUCUGGCCCCUGUGUCCAGGUGAGCCACGACGCAGCCCCUCCGCGCCAGAGACUUCCAGCCCGGUCGAGGCAAAGCCGUGCCAGUGGAACUAGAAAGGUUGCUUAAAUGGGGGGCUCCCUGGUGUGGGUGCUGUUGUUGCCGCCGCCGCCGUUGCUGCUGCUGCUGCUGCACAAUCCAGGCACCCAGGGAACGUCGUGCGUGUCCUCCGGGAACGUGGACUGGACCAGAGAGUUCACGGACACAUGCCUGAACUUCAGUGGCCAAAACUUGAGCUGGCUGCCUCAGAACCAGUCUCUGCAGGCCAGAAGUGUGACCAUCCUUGACUUGUCUGGAAACCGCCUUCGCAAGCUCCCAUCAGUCUUCUUCAGCCACCUGGGAGAGCUGAAGUUCCUGGACGUGACAAACAACCCACUGGAACACGUGGAUGGGGCACUGGCCAGACGUUGUCAGCUCACCCUGAAGGCUGAUUGCAACUGUGUCCUAUUUUCCUGGCACAAGAUUCGGCAGGACAACUGUUCUGGCCAGCCGCCUCUGCAGUGCCUAGAUAAGACCACUGGUGCCUGGCACAACUUCUCUGCCUUGGAGGAAGGCUGUCCCCCUGGCCUCUCUGCAGGAGCCGUAGGAGCACUGGCAGUUGGUGGAAGCCUGUUUCUCUUGCUUGCCAUUGCUGGCCCAGUGUUGGCUUGGAGAUUCUGUAGACGUCGGAUGGACAGCGGCCGGGGCCUGAGCAAAACGUGGGCUGCUCAGGAUGGUUCCAGGUCUGGCUCAGGUCGGCAGCCGAGGUACAGUAGUCGGGCCCUCAACCUUAAGCCCCCAGCAGCUACCCUGACCAGAUCUUCCACGUCGGACUAUGAGAACAUGAUCGUGGGCCAGCCAGCUGCCGGGCACCAGUGGGCUGAACACAGGGAUCACCCUUCAGAGGACGGUGACUUCUACAUGACCUAUGAGAGCCUCCCACAAGACUCCCAGCCUGUCUACUGUAACCUGCAUUCCCUGGCCCAGGCCCCCAUGUACGAAGACGAGUACGUGAUCCCUGGGCGCUGAGCCUUCAGCACCUCAGACUCCAGCCUGCCCCCUUCUAGGUGACUUGGGGGCACUCUAGCUCUUCCCUGGCUUCAGUAUUCCCAUCUGAGGAAUGGGGCCAGGGAAGAACCAUCCUUUGAAGCUCUAGGGAUGUUCUGCAUCCCCCUCCCUAGCCCGUUCCGCUCCUCAGGCCCCUUGGCUGCUAGAAGGGGAGGAGGAGAGACCCCCAACAUGGGGACAGAAGGGUCAGUGUAUGAACUCUGUUCUCACCCUCCUGUGGGUGUGCAAGCGGUACCCCCCAAAAUGCUAUGGGAUAGACGAGGCUGCUGGCAAGUGGGUUCCCCAUGGUGGCAAUUUCUUGAGCUCCCAGGAUAAGAGCUCUGAGGCUCUCAAAUUCCUCCCAACUCCCAGUCUCUCCCAGUCCCCUGACUCAGGUGCCUGGUAUCCAGACUUGGCCCCGAGGGCAGUCCACACCAGUCUCAGAAGGAUCUUUAUAACUCAUGAUUGGGACUCCUCCUCUUCCCUGCUCACACACCCUCCAUGGCUCCCAAGUGCCUGGUGGUUGAGACCUGUAUGAUCCAGGCCUACCCUUCUCAGUGCCCUCUCCCAUCCCUCUGCCUUUCUGGUCUGGCCCUCCUUCCCAGCAAUACCGCCUCCCUCUGGAAGCUUUCAUUUUCUUACGCCAUUUACCUAUGUCCCUCUUUUGGCCCAGAAUGCCAUCCUCUUCCAUGUUUUCUCACUCUUAUUAAACACCUGAGUACACAUGCA